CGAAUGGCUUCGCUCACAUCUUUCUCCGCCGCCAUUACGGAACAACAAUUCAAACUAGCGCAUAACCCACAACCUCAUCGUCAUCGUUCUCAGCCACUUCCUCUGUUCGCUGAUUGGACCGCUUCUCUACGCAGCGUCACUUCCGUCUCCUCCUUAGCAGAGCAAGAUGGCGGCCGUCGUAGAGGGAGUUGAUGGAUGUGUUGGGUCCUUGGACUCGGACGCGGUGUCACCGAGACAGUCCAGCCCUCCACCGGACCAGCCGCACCAGAACAACCCGCUGUUAGGACUGCCCAUUGUGGCCAUCGAUGCCAUUCUGAAUUUUCUGACCUACGACGAAAUUAGCCUGCUGCGCUCGGUGUGUAAGCGCAUGGACGUGAUCUGCCAGCGCGUCCUGAACCAGGGCUUCCUGAAGGUGGAGCGGUACCACAGUCUGUGCCAGAGGCAAGUCAAAGCCCAGCUGCCCAGGCGAGAAUCUGAGAGGAGAAACCAUUCCCUGGCCCGCCACGCUGACAUCCUGGCUGCCGUGGAGACGCGCCUCUCCCUGCUCAACAUGACCUUCAUGAAAUACGUUGACUCCAACCUCUGCUGCUUCAUCCCUGGAAAGGUGAUCGAUGAGAUUUACCGCGUGCUGCGCUACGUGAACUCCACUCGGGCCCCACAGCGAGCUCACGAGGUUUUACAGGAGUUGAGGGAUAUCUCCUCCAUGGCCAUGGAGUACUUUGACGAGAAGAUUGUCCCCAUCCUGAAGAAGAAGCUGCCGGGGGCAGACCUGUCCGGACGCCUCAUUGGCUCCACACCAGUGGCCGGUCCGUCCACCUCCCUGACCACCAUGUCCCUGUUGGCCAAGAACACGCCGUCGCGCUCGGAGAUGACCAAGGUGCAGCAGCAGGUGAAGGUGAACGGCGCGUCGAUGACGGUGCUGCGCCGCGAGAUGCAGGAGAUCCGCGUCAAGCAGCUGGAGCAGCAGAAGCAGCUGCAGGACCAGGAGCAGAAGCUGCUGGAACAGACCCAGGUGAUCGGCGAGCAGAACGCCCGCCUCGCCGAGCUGGAGCACAAGCUCCGCGAACUGAUGGACAGCAGCGCCGCCGCCGCCGCCUCCCUGGGCGGAGCCCGGCCCGCCGCCGCCGCAGCCCCCUCCACAUCCAGCAGCACCGCCGCCGCCGCCACGGCCAAUACGGUGUUGGCCAGUGGCAGCGGCGCCGCAGCGUCUCUAUCCAGAGAGCCAGAGGGCGAAGGGGGGUCAUCGCUCAAACGCACCAGAAAGAGCUCGGAGCUCCCGCGACAGUCCAAACGGCUGCGCAGCAAGAAAUAAGAGACUCAGUGUGUCAUGUAGUUGAAGUUCUGUUUUUGGUUUCGAGGUCUGACUGAUCACACCUUCUCCCAAACCCCCCACCCCCCCCGGUCUCUGCCCACCCCAGCAACCCCCAUCAGAAUCAGAACCUAGGCAGGUGGUCGAGCUUUUGCAGCGAAGACUAUUUAUUGAAGAUUACGUUAAAAUCACUGUAUAUCUUUUUAAUGUAGAUGCUUUUCUAACAGGCUUAAAUGUUUGCCAAACAUUUUGGUAGGGCUAAACCGAAAUUCGGAUGGUGAGUUAAAUUUGGUCAACAGAAGUCACAUGUCACGUAAUAUUAAUGUAGUCCCUCCCGGUUUGUGAAAUGAAAUGUACCAAUAGAUUUCAUUUCACAAACGCACACGAUUAAAAGGAUAUCCCAGUGAAAAUGCAGUGUCAUGACAGUCCUUACAUCACUAUAACCCAAACUUCUAAUAAUAAUCCUACUGUUAAGUUUCAUGUUCAGGGUAAUCAGUGAUGGGUAGGAAGCAUUGAUUUCAUUCAUACGUUCUUCCUAACUUUGGCUAAGUGCAAUAAAAAUUGGUAACACUUUCCUUGAAGGUAUCUGCAUAAGAGUAACAUGACACUGUCAUGAACACGUGUUCAUGACAGUGUCAUGUCACUCUUAUGCAGAUACCUUCAAGUGAAGUGUAACCUAAAAAUCCUCUAGAAAGUAAGACGUAAUUGAUAUUCCUUGGCAGCCUGGCUGGUCUGUCCAAACUCGCUGCUCACGUCAAUCGGACCGGUUUUUGAAUCGCCAUUUUAAAAAGAAGAGAUGGGAUGUUAAAGAAGGAAAAAAAUGGCAACGUUCAGGUUGCAUUAGUCAGUGUCACCUGUUGUCUCGUGCGGGAAUAAUAAUUUCCCUAAAAGGUUUCCAGCAAGACAGUCCUACAGCACCUGGUGUUCAUGCUUCUCUUUUACUGGAAACUAUAAGAACUGCUCUCCAAUGGAUCAUACCAGUGUUUUACACAUUUCAGCCUUUUCAAUACAAAUAAUGCACAGCUCAGAACUUUUUUUUCUUCUGUAAAGUACACCAAGAAUUUUUGAUUUUGAUUGAUUUCACUGCAGAAACGUGCACGUCACGACUUGCCUUGAUUUUCAAACAGCGGUUAGAAAUAGAGACCAUGCAGUUGCACGAUCGUGCUUCAUUUUAUUUUACAAUUUCUUGUUGAAAUCAUUAUUCUUGAGUCUGACAAAAUAUAAGAACUCAAGUUUCCCUUACUAGCUUUUGCCUACAGCCUGAAGAAAUGGUAAUAUGAAAAUUGUGGGUCAAACGAGUUAAGAUUAUUUUUCUCACAUUGGAAUUAGUAGUUUGAAGACAAAGAUGUAGUUAAAGGCUCUGGCAAUCUCAUAUUUUUGCCAUCAAACUUUUAAUUUUUUAAGAUCCACGUCCUAGCUUUUUUUUUCUAUUCCCCCCCCCAGAGCUUCCCGCUGCAGCUCUCAGCCUUCAGUCGAGUUUGGUUUUGCAUUUCCGUGGCUAAGAACAAACCGUUUGGGAGUUUCUUGAGACUGAGUCGAGUUUCUGAUUUCUCCCAGCAUGCACCUGCUGGACUCAGACACUCAGUUACUGUUUCCAAGUCUUAAUUAUUUGUAGUAAAUAGG
Perca flavescens (yellow perch) is the source of this 2932-nucleotide messenger RNA. RefSeq names its product F-box protein 28 (gene fbxo28). Gene Ontology annotation, biological process: protein polyubiquitination. The transcript is spliced from 6 exons. Bases 167 to 1312 code for a protein of 381 amino acids. NCBI's taxonomy places the organism in Eukaryota, Metazoa, Chordata, Actinopteri, Perciformes, Percidae. The record is from RefSeq and is a predicted model, not a curated record. Gene Ontology annotation, molecular function: protein binding.